UGUGUUUGGGCUAAACUGCAGCCUGUGAUGUCUGUUCCUGUUGAUGGCAGGUUUUCAACACCAUUGUUGAAAUAGGGAAGGACCAACUUUGCAGAAUUUGCUUCCAAGCUUCACUGAGAAAGAGACAGCUACUUAAAUGAGUGGAUGGUUGCUCGGAACACCUGUUUGUUGCUCUAGUUUUUGCGUGGAUCCCUAUUUGCUGCCACUGUGCCAAGUGGCUCCAUUUCUGAUAAUGGAGACAGGAAUCACCCGGUCAUUUUGUAUGUUAAGGGCUGGAUUUAAUGGAGUCCAUUUGGCUGUUGGAGGAACAGAAAGGUGUGAAACUGCCUGAGUGGGAAGCCACUCAUUCUGGGAUGGUGCAAUGGAUUUACUGAAAGAACUGAAAAGUAUGCCUAUGACUUUGGACUUACUGCAGUCCACCCGCAUUGGGAUGUCAGUGAAUGCACUGAGAAAGCAGAGCACAGAUGAAGAAGUGAUAUCACUUGCCAAAUCCCUCAUCAAAUCCUGGAAAAAACUUCUAGAUGCUUCUGAGGAAAAAAGUGAGGAGAAAAAGAAGAGCAUGUCCUUGCCAACAUCUUCCUCGAAGGAGACUGGUAACUCGCGAGACCAAAGCUCCAACAAAAGGCAGGAGCCUCCGAAGACCCCGACCACCCCCAAAAUCACCACCUUCCCCCCAGCACCCGUCACCUGCGAUGCUGUCCGCAACAAAUGCAGAGAAAUGCUGACAGCAGCUCUCCAGGCUGAUGAUGACUACGUUGCCAUUGGCGCUGACUGUGAGCACAUAGCAGCCCAGAUUGAAGAAUGCAUAUACCAAGAUGUCAAGAACACCGACAUGAAGUACAAAAACCGGGUGAGGAGCCGCAUCUCGAACCUGAAGGACUCCAAAAAUCCCGAGCUGAAAAAGAAUGUGCUGUGUGGGGCGAUCACCCCUGAGCAGAUCGCAGUGAUGACCUCGGAGGAAAUGGCCAGUAAUGAGCUGAAGGAGAUCAGGAAAGCCAUGACGAAAGAAGCAAUCCGGGAGCAUCAGAUGGCCAAGACUGGAGGGACGCAGACUGACCUCUUCACCUGUGGAAAGUGCAAGAAGAAGAACUGCACCUACACCCAGGUGCAGACCCGCAGCUCCGACGAGCCCAUGACCACCUUUGUCGUGUGCAACGAGUGUGGGAACCGCUGGAAGUUCUGCUGAGAUGUGCCAUGGCCAAAGGCCAGUCAGAGCCUGACCCCCCACUCCAGCUCCCGCCACUGUCAUGUUCCUCCUGUCCCACGUGAGUUUGCUCUGAAACGCAUGGGGAGAGCAGCUGUGGGCUGAGGGGUCGGCACAAGAACUCACUCAACACUCUUAACCGUUAUUUUCUCUCAUCUAAGCAAAUAUGGUCACUUUUUCUUCAAAACUAAUAUUAAACAUUUUUGUCAGUUUCUGACUUUUAUUUGAA
Molecule: messenger RNA, 1433 nt
Organism: Columba livia (rock pigeon)
Lineage: Eukaryota; Metazoa; Chordata; Aves; Columbiformes; Columbidae
Gene: TCEA2
Product: transcription elongation factor A2
Exons: 11
Coding region: 362-1186 (274 amino acids)
Biological process (GO): transcription elongation by RNA polymerase II; DNA-templated transcription
Cellular component (GO): nucleus
Molecular function (GO): nucleic acid binding; zinc ion binding
Source: RefSeq, a predicted model, not a curated record